UCGUGUUUUACCGACCGUCGGCAGUUAUCCGACCACAUAAUUACACGCCUUAUUAAUUGCAGUAACAUCGUGUCAAUCAAACUUUUUGACGUCAUAAAUGACAUCAUCCAUUUUUCCCGGAACUGUUCGGUGCCAUUUUGUCUUUUACGCAGUGUUUUUGAACGACAAGCCGGCUUCCUGUACAAACAAGGUACUAUUUCUUUUCUUUAAAAAUACGCUGAUAACUAAGAGUAUAAGGAGGGUAGGAAGUUUUUGCAACCAUUUUGUCUUUGUAUAUCUUAUUUGUUGAAUAUUUGUAGAAGCUGACACCACUUCAUGAUGUCACAUCGCGAAUUUAUAUGUCUACUUCACUCCACGUCUUAUUUGACCUUGAAGAGGAGGGAGGUCGGUGACUACCGACACAAUAUGGUAUGGUCGGUAGUUAUCGACCGCCAUUUUCUUUAAGGAUUAUUUUUAGUUAAUUUCACUUUCUUUUCCAGAAAACGAUGGCUUUGCGGCUCAAAUACUCACCUUCGAAGAUGAAACAAGCUAUUGCAAGCGUCAAAUCAGGCACACUAUCAAGACGGAAAGCUGCUGAAUUGUACGGCAUUCCCAAAACAACCUUACUAGAUAAGUUGUCAGGGCGAAGUCCUGAGGAAAGAGUCCGCCCGGGUCCAGCUACAGUACUUACAGAGGCAGAGGAGAAUGUUCUCUGUGACUAUAUAAAAUUAAUGGCUUCGAUAGGGUAUCCUGUGACACGAGAUGAACUCCUUACAGAGGUGAAGAAAGUCAUUGAUCUGGAUGGUCGUAACACACCAUUCAGAAACAACAAGCCUGGAAAGGAUUGGUUUUAUGCGUUCAGAAGACGCCAUCCAGACCUAUCUGAGCGUUCAGCAAUGUGUCUAGGUCAUCAUCGCGCAGUUGUAAAUAUGGCGAUGAUCCAGGGAUGGUUCGAUGGUCUUGUAGAACACCUGCAAUCUGAAGUACAAGAUUAUCAAAGUCUUCUAAAGGACCCUCGUAGACUAUUCAAUUGUGACGAGAGUGGCUUUCCAUUGUGUCUUAAGACUGGGAAAGUUUUGGCUGAGAGAGGAGCUCGUCAUGUGUACCAUGUGUCGUCAAGCAACAAGCAGCAGAUCACCGUCAUGGUUUGUUUCAGCGCAUUUGGCAACUACGUUCCACCACUUAUUGUCUAUCCCGGGGAACGGUUUAGAGACACUGGUAUAGAAGCAUUCCCUACAGCAAUCUAUGGGCAUACCCAUAACGGCUGGAUGGACAGCGAACUAUUUGUUGCCUUCCUUGAGCAUUUUUCUUCGUAUGUUGACCAUGAAAACAUCCCCAAGCCAGUGCUACUAUUCGUAGAUGGUCACAGCACUCACAUGUCACGAGAUGCUGCUACUUACUGUGCCAAUAAUGGAAUCAUUCUCUAUUGCUUGCUUCCCAACGCAACACACAUCCUCCAGCCCUGCGAUGUUGGCUUUUUUUCACCCAUGAAAUCCGCCUGGAAAAAAAAUCUCAAACAUUGGCAGCUUGAGAAUAUUGGGGAAACAUUAACAAAGCGUCAGUUUCCAGCUGUCUUCAAAAGUGCGUGGGAAACUGUUAGCACGCUGGAAAACGCGGCACAUGGCUUCAGGCGUUCUGGUCUGUACCCAUUAGAUCCAAACGGUAUAGAUAAGACAAAGUUAGAACCAUCUAAAAUUGCCAAUCCACCACGAAUGUUAUCAACAUGUCAAGAUACAUCUUCUGUCUUAAAAGAGCAAGACACUAAAACCGCUGAUGCAAACGAUUUACCAGGGCCAUCCGGAGAUAGUUUGCCCAUUAAAGAUAGCCCAUCUGAUAGCGGGAAUUCAUUUGGCGGGUUAAAGCAAGUCUCAGACAGCACAUGUGACAUUAACAAUACAAAUUUUUCACAAUGCACAGAGUCCAUGACUGCAUCAAUCUCACCUUCACUGACGUCAUCAAAAGGUCGCCAGUCAUUAGUGUCUGAAUCAUUUAGGUCUCUCUCUGUUCCAGUACCAAAACAGAGACGCCAGUCUAGCACAUUUUUUACCAAACUUCCAAAAGCACUCUCCGGCUCUGCAGCACUCAGAAUGUUUGAAGAGAGAGAAGAAAAGAAGAAAGCAGAUGUGUUAGCGAAACAAAAGAGACAAGAAGAGAGAGAACUGAAGAAAAAGAUGAAACAAGAAAUGCAAGAACAAAAGAGAAAGGAAAAAGCAGAUAAAAAACAAAAACGAGAAGAAGAGAAAAAGCUUAAACUAGCACAAAAGGGUACAUCAAAGCAGAAGAGGCGUAGAAACGAUAGUUCUUCGUCUGAAAGCAAUGAUGAAAAUAAAAACAUAAAACUUCAGUAUCAAGAUUCUGACGACAGUUACAACGAAAAAGAUCUUUGUCCCGGCUGCCUUACUGAUGAUGUGUAUGAGGAUGAUGAAGAGUGGGUAAAGUGUGCCAAGUGCCCUCGUAGAUGGCAUGUCUCAUGCACUGGAGACGCUGUUCUCUUGGAUAUUCCUGUCGGCCAGCUAAGCGACUACCCGUUUCAUUGCGAGUACUGUGUUUAAUUGUAUAGACUUUGAGCUUGCAUGACAAGAGUGUAUAUUGAAACAGUAGAUUUAGUUGUCAGAUGAAAAUUGGAAGAAAAUUUGGUUGUAUUUCCUGAUUUUUAAACUAUGAUUUAUGUAUUUUUUAAAAAGUCAAAAGGUGGUCGGUAAUUGCCUCCUGCGGUCGCUUACUGACGACUUUACCAACCUUCAUUUUUUUCGAAGCAAUAUAUGACAAAUAUGCUUUUACAUGCUGAAAUAUAUCCUUAUCAUGUUAGGUAAGGUUCAUAUUACUGCUUGCUUGUAUUUACAAAGCUUAAGGUGGUUUUAGCCAUCGACGACAGUAAAGCGUACCUUAAGUGGUCGAUAAUACCCGA
Molecule: messenger RNA, 2887 nt
Organism: Mercenaria mercenaria
Lineage: Eukaryota; Metazoa; Mollusca; Bivalvia; Venerida; Veneridae
Exons: 2
Coding region: 486-2531 (681 amino acids)
Cellular component (GO): nucleus
Molecular function (GO): DNA binding
Source: RefSeq, a predicted model, not a curated record